AUGCAGGCGUGCGUCGAUCGAGGGGACGCCGGCGGUGCGGCGCAGGCCCAGAGGAGGCUAAGCGUGUGGGCGAAGAAGAGAAAGGGUAUGUCCGGGGUGUCUCCCUCCGCUGUGCCCCUAGUGAAGGCAGCCGUGGCGGCCAGGGUCCCGAGUUUGAAGAUCUUCACGAGGCCUCCCUAUGAGGACAUCGACCCGAAGGCGGCGGCCGAGAUGCUGCUUUGGGUCGCCAGCAAUGACGACGUCGCCAGGGAGAGGCAGUACGACCACAUCAGGAGGGUCUCGGGCAAGGUGGCGUGA
Molecule: messenger RNA, 297 nt
Organism: Ectocarpus siliculosus
Lineage: Eukaryota; Phaeophyceae; Ectocarpales; Ectocarpaceae
Source: the annotation of a GenBank genome assembly